Messenger RNA from Penicillium brasilianum, 2662 nucleotides. NCBI's taxonomy places the organism in Eukaryota, Fungi, Ascomycota, Eurotiomycetes, Eurotiales, Aspergillaceae. The record is from the annotation of a GenBank genome assembly.
CGCUGAGUCAGCUCGAUGCACGACGUCCCCCAUUCAACGUUCCAGAGGGAUACAAUCAGUUCUUUUGAAGCCGGUGGUUGGUUUAUUUUCAGGUUCAAUCAUCAUGUACAAUGUAGUUCGUAGGAUUAUUGUGCUCUGGAGAGUCUCGGGUCAUGCAGAGAAUAGGAAUGAUUAUCGAGGAAUGAUCAAAGUACAGUAAUAAAAAAUCAUGCCCAAGUAUGUACCACCACGUUGAACGGGACUGGACGCUGCAAAGAGUUCCCCUCCUCCUCUUCCCGCUCUUUCCUCUCCCUUUCUCUUUCGAUCAUAAUCUUAUUCAUAAAUCUGCCAUCAUGGGUUACACUGAUCUGGAUAAGUUGGCGAUCAACACCAUCCGUGUUCUCGCGGUUGAUGCCACCUCCAAGGCCAACUCGGGCCACCCCGGUGCCCCGAUGGGCAUGGCCCCCGUGGCCCACGUUCUGUUCAACAAGUUCAUGAACUUCAACCCCAAGAACCCCGACUGGGCCAACCGUGAUCGUUUCGUUCUCUCCAACGGCCACGGCUGCAUGCUCCAGUACGCUCUUCUGCACCUCUUCGGCUAUGCCCUCACCAUUGACGACCUGAAGAACUUCCGUCAAAUCGACAGCAUCACCCCCGGCCACCCCGAGGCUCACGACACCCCUGGUAUCGAGGUCACCACUGGUCCCCUGGGUCAGGGUUUCUCUAACGCCGUCGGUCUGGCCAUUGCUCAGGCUCACUCCGGUGGUGUUUUCAACAAGCCCGGCUUUGAGCUGUUCAACAACUACACCUACACCUUCUUUGGUGAUGGCUGUGCUAUGGAGGGUAUUGCCUCCGAGGCUGCCUCCAUGGCUGGUCACUUGAAGCUCGGCAACCUGAUUGCUAUUUACGACGACAACCACAUCUCCAUUGACGGUGACACCAAGUGCGCCUUCACCGAGGACGUCAUGAAGCGCUUCGAGGCCUACGGCUGGCACACCGAGUGGGUCAAGGACGGUGACAACGACCUCCAGGCCAUCGAGGAUGCUAUCCGCAAGUGCCAGCAGGUCAAGGACAAGCCCUCCGUCAUCAAGUUGACCACCACCAUUGGUUUCGGUUCCAAGCUCGCCGGUACCGGCGGUGUUCACGGUAACCCCCUCAAGGCCGACGAUGCCAAGCACGUCAAGCAGCUGUUCGGCUUCAACCCCGAGGAGAGCUUCGCCGUUCCCCAGACCGUCUACGACCUGUACAACCAGCACGCCGCCGAGGGUGCUGCCAAGGAGCAGGAGUGGAACGCCCUCUUCCAGAAGUACCAGAAGGAGUUCCCCACCGAGGGUGCUGACCUCGCCCGCCGUCUCGCCGGCAAGCUGCCCGAGGGCUGGGAGAAGAGCCUCCCCACCUACACCUCUGCCGACCCCGCCGUUGCCUCCCGCAAGCUGUCCGAGGCCGUCCUGGAGAAGAUUCACAGUGUUAUCCCCGAGCUGCUGUCCGGUUCCGCCGAUCUGACUGGCUCGAACAACACCCGCUGGAAGAACGCUGUCGACUUCCAGCCCCCCGACCUCGGUAUUGGUGAGUGGUCUGGCCGUUACCUCCGCUACGGUGUCCGUGAGCACGCCAUGGCUGCCGUCAUGAACGGUCUCGCUGCCUACGGUACCGUCAUCCCCGCCGGUGGUACUUUCCUCAACUUCGUCUCGUACGCUGCCGGUGCCGUCCGUCUGUCGGCCCUGUCCCGCGUCCGUGUCAUUCACAUCGCUACCCACGACUCCAUCGGUCUGGGUGAGGACGGUCCUACUCACCAGCCUAUCGAGACCCUGGCUCACUUCCGCGCUCUGCCCAACUGCAUGGUCUGGCGCCCCGCUGAUGGCAACGAGACCAGCGCUGCCUACUACUCUGCCCUGACCGCCAAGCACACUCCCUCCAUCCUGGCUCUGACCCGCCAGAACCUGCCCCAGCUGGAGAACUCUUCCAUCGAGAAGGCCAUCAAGGGUGGUUACGUCGCCAUCGAGAACCCCGAGGCCGCCGUCACCCUGAUCUCCACCGGUUCCGAGGUCGGCAUCUGUAUCGACGCCGUCAAGACCCUCGAGGCCCAGGGCAUCAAGGCCCGUGUUGUCUCCGUUCCUUGCUUCGAGGUCUUCGAUGCCCAGGACAAGGAGUACCGCCUCCAGGUCCUGCCCGACGGUAUCCCCGUUCUCUCCGUCGAGGCCUGCUCCACCAUGGGCUGGGAGCGCUACGCCCACGAGCAGUUCGGUCUCAACCGCUUCGGUGCCUCCGGCCCUUACAAGGAGGUCUAUGCCAAGUUCGAGUUCACUCCCGAGGGCAUUGCCAAGCGCGCCGUUGCCACCAUCGAGUUCUACAAGGGCUUCCCCGUUCGCUCGCCUAUUAACCGUGCUUUCCAGCAGAUUCUGUAAGCAUUGGAUGAUUAUGACUGGCUAGGAUAAAAUUUUUCUUUUGGGAUUGUUUGAAUUUUUUUUUAGUUGAGGGUUAAUAGCCCUUAGACCUAUUUUAGGAAUGAUAUAGAGCGAUUUCUUGGUCAUGCUUUCGUUCAGUAGCAGUAGUGUGAGGAGUAGCUGUGGCAGGAGGAGAAGCACGAAGGAGAAGUAUAUCCGAUCAAAUCGACGGUUCACAGUGGUUAGCGGGGUCUUUUCCGGAUGAAUCCAGAUGUUGACAGACCUUGGAAAGAGUUUCU